This is a messenger RNA of Populus nigra (black poplar), 3354 nucleotides long. RefSeq lists its product as uncharacterized. The record is from RefSeq and is a predicted model, not a curated record. The transcript is spliced from 5 exons. The coding region runs from base 256 to 1263 and encodes 335 amino acids. NCBI's taxonomy places the organism in Eukaryota, Viridiplantae, Streptophyta, Magnoliopsida, Malpighiales, Salicaceae.
GGAAACCUGUAAUUUGGUAACAAAGUGGGCCACUCUGAGUUAGAGGAUGGAGAAAAUCUAGUUCAGAUUUGAGGUUAGUUAAACCCAUACACAAACACAGAAAAGCCUGUCUGCCUCCGAAACCUCAACUCUAAAACCCUCUUUGCCCCUUCUCUCUCUCUCCAUUCUAAGAGAUUAAACAAACCAGACUACAUCUUCUGUUACAGACACCCAGAAACUGCUUAUGCUCCUCAACAAAGCCCAUUUGGUGUCUCUAUGCUGCCGAGUCCUCUUCGCAAACUUGCCCGUGAAGAAUUUGUAUCUUGUUUCCUCAUCAAUUUCCGACUUUCAUAUUACAACAGCAAAUAUAAUUGUGAUAUAGGUCCUUUUAAAGUUGAUAUUAGCAACAGAAGAAACUACUCAAGCCAGGUUUUAUUGGAUCCAUUAGGUGAAGAGCAACCUGUAAAUUCUCAAAUCUACAAUCAUUCCUGUACAAGAGAUUCAAGUAGUCCUUAUACAUCGAUUCUUCAAUCCAGCAGUCUUCAGCACAGGUUCAAAAAAUGGCAAGAUCAAAGAAAGCAUAAACUGACGGCAAGCACUUUCAGUGGGGCUAUUGGUUUUUGGCGUGGUAGGCGAGUCCAGCUCUGGUUAGAGAAACUUGGUGCAAAAGAACCAUUUUCUGGUAACAUGGCUACCUGUUGGAGCAAUGCCAAAGAAGAGGAAGCACUUGAAAGAUAUAAGUUGAUAACAGGAAAUACAAUUUUGUUUCCCAGAUUUCAGGUCUAUGGUAAGAACAACUUAAAAGAUGAUUGGCUUGCAGCUUCACCUGAUGGGUUAAUUGACAAGUAUUAUGGGUUGAAUUCCAGAGGAGUGUUAGAAAUAAAGUGUCCAUUUUUUAAUGGAGAUAUGAAAAGGGCUUCACCUUGGAAGCGGGUCCCCCUUUAUUGUAUUCCACAAGCUCAAGGUUUAAUGGAAAUACUGGACAAGGAUUGGAUGGAUUUCUAUGUUUGGACUCCUAAUGGAAGCAGUCUAUUCAGGUUAUACCGAGAUGAGGCAUACUGGGAUGCUUUGAAAAUAGCACUUUCUGAUUUCUGGUUUAACCAUGUCCUACCAGCGAAGGAGUUGUGCAGUAAAAAUGUGAUAACAGAUCCCCUGAAGGAAUUAGGAUCAUUGAAGCCUGCGCCUAGGCAUGAAUUGUAUAGAUAUAUAGUUUAUGAAAGCAAACAUGCUGUUGAUAACUCUCACUUACUGAUGCGUGAAAUUAAUGGGCACCUUCAAAAUUGAUGCAAUAGGACUUGAUGAGCCGAGGCAUUUCGCUACAGUUUGACUAGUGAACUUGUGUGUAUUGCAUCUUCUCCACUCCAGAAUCUUCUUCUUCUUCUUUUUCCCUAUUAAAUAGAAGAACUACGAAAUUUGGCCAGAAAGCUAGGAACAAGGUUAAGUAGCUUGAGUGGAGCCAGAUUAGAGAAACUUGGGUUGUUAACAGCAGCAGCUUGUCAACUGUGGCAUGAAGAUUUGGUGGCGUGUCUUCUCUGGACAGACACUCAAACAGAGGCACACAUUGAGAGAUGGGAGAUGGCUACGUUUAUACUGCUAAGGAAGUUUUAUACCAUGGCUGGAAGGUUGCUAAACUUUUCUUGAUGAUCAAAUGGCUCAGAGAAUCAUCAGUGCUGAAGGCACCCUUUGUUUCGCCAACAGAUAAGUCAUCCUUGAUGAUUUCUAUUCCUUCCCUGCUCAACCGCCUCUCAUUGCCAUUUGAAAGCUUCAAUAGAUUUGUUGAAUGCUCCUGUUCGGAUGUCAUUUCAUAAUCCUCAUGAAAGCCUGAUAUAUAUGUGUGAUAUCUUAGUGCAUUAAUGGAAGUGUACUUGUAUCAGUGUCAGUUUCUUGCUACCUUGAAACCACAUGAUUUACUAAAAUAACAGACAAAACCAUUGGAUUAUGAAGGGAUUUAAUAUGCAUUUGCUUAAACGUAACCAAUCAAACAAUGAGGCUUAGAUAAUCUGAUGCAAGUGUCCUCCUUGAUCUCUACCAAAAUGAAUUUAUGCAAGACAGAGAGUCUCCAUUUCUUGUGUCAUAAAUUGCUGCAUCUAGUAUGACAUAGGGUAGCCAUUUGGUUAGAAAUUUGAUACAUGACACUGAUAGGAUAAAAUGGGAUCAUGAUUUUUGGUGUUAGGGCUUCAAAAUACAUAGUUGUAACCCCCCCCCCCCCCCCCCCCCAUCUGAUUGAUAAAUCCUUACUAGGUUUUAGAUUUAUCAGAUAAGCAAUUGAAUAGGAAAACCUGACUAAUCCAAUCAGAUUUUACAUCCAGCUGACUUAAUUAAAACAACUAGUCACCAUACAUUACAUUACAAUAGACUAUGAUGUGCUUGCAAAUAUCACAACAACGAAAUACGAGAUAUAAAUGAAGAGAAGACGAGCAUGCAGAGAAAUUGUGAAGACUGAGAUCAAGAAAAAAAGUAAUAUUUGCCCCAAAUUUACAACAAGACUAGACCCAAAAACAAGACCUGCAGGUUAGCUUUGCUUCAGCGGCAGCCUCUGUAUAUGUUUAUCUGACAGUCUGACACAAAUUUUGGCGGAAGACAUGGAAGCUCCAUAGACUGAUCAGAUCAACAAGGGGGUUGAAAAAUCCUGGACCAUGGGACCAUAUCCCAGUGCUGGGAACACAUGGGGGUCCUGAAAAUGCAAAAUGUGGAGUGGUAAUACACGAGGGGUGGAGAGAUCAUGAAACCAAGAACAGAGGAAGAAGAAGAGGGUGGUGAUAGGUGCCAUGGCUUUGAGCUUGCUACACAGGAAGCUUGGUAGUGGAGCUUGCUGGUCUUUUUAUAAUCUUGAUUCGUUGCUUUGUUUUUGGAUUUCAAACAGGCAUAAAGGAAGUCGUAACGGCCAUUGAGUCUGAUAAUCCAAAAGUAUAUGCAUGAAAAAGAAAUGACAAGUGUGCAUCAAUUGCCUUGUCUCGUGUUGGGAGAAAUCAUGAUCUUCUAUGCAUGUCAAGGCUUUUCCAAAGUAUUGCAGCCAAAGAAAGGGUGGGACAGUGGGUGAUUUGGACCCAAGUGACAUUAUGUCACGAAAAGAAAGAGAAACAGGCAUGCAAUAAAGAAGCAAGCACUUGCUUUCACUCUGUUGUCAAAUAGCUCAAGAAAAUUUGACUUGGAAGCAACUCCUUUUAUGAAGCCUAGAUUCAUCAUGCAUGUUAUACAAUUGUCUAAGAAGUUGAGCUUUAUUGCUUUGAAAUGGCCAUCUUAGAAAGGAUUCAUGUGUGGCAAGGAGCACUAACUCAACCAUAAUCAAACUGGGGGAGUUUAGAGACUUUUCAAUUAACCAUAUCUUGUUCCAUUUUUAUUUGAGUAUUAAUGAACAGUCAAAAAGGUUGGUCA